Talaromyces rugulosus is the source of this 1722-nucleotide messenger RNA. RefSeq lists its product as uncharacterized. The transcript is spliced from 5 exons. Lineage: Eukaryota; Fungi; Ascomycota; Eurotiomycetes; Eurotiales; Trichocomaceae. Gene Ontology annotation, molecular function: L-glutamate gamma-semialdehyde dehydrogenase (NAD+) activity. The record is from RefSeq and is a predicted model, not a curated record. Gene Ontology annotation, cellular component: mitochondrial matrix. The coding region runs from base 1 to 1722 and encodes 573 amino acids.
AUGGCAGUUUCAAUUCGACCACGGAGCCUUUGCAAGCUUCCUGUCUUCGCGCGGGCUUCUUCUGUGCGGGGUAUGGGAACCUAUGCCAAUUUCAAGAUCCCAACUAUCAACAACGAGCCUAAUCAACACUACAUUCCCGGCACACCUGAUCGCAAAGGACUUGAGGCUGCCCUUGCUCAAGUGAAAGCGUCCACGUCGCGGAACAUCCCUCUGAUAAUCGGAGGGAAAGAAAUAACCACCUCAAAUGUCCAAUCCCAACUAGAUCCAUCGACACAUAAGCCUAUUGCCCACUACUCAAACGCUUCCAAAGCGGACGUCGAAACCGCCAUUGCGGCUGCUCUCUCCGCGCGCAAAGACUGGGCCGCUACACCAUGGGCAGACAGAGCGAGCAUUUUCUUGAAGGCCGCAGAUUUGAUUUCAACGAAAUACCGGUACGAAGUCAUGUCAUUGACAAUGGUGGGCCAGGGCAAAAAUGCCUGGCAGGCGGAGAUUGACUCUGCCGCGGAGCUCUGCGACUUUUUCAGAUUUGGCGUAAAAUAUGCGGAAGAAUUAUACUCACAACAGCCCUCCCAUCACGCGGCGGGUGUGUGGAACCGCCUCGAGUAUCGUCCUCUUGAAGGUUUCGUAUAUGCUAUUAGCCCUUUCAACUUUACGGCAAUUGGAGGCAAUCUUGCCGGUGCACCGGCACUGAUGGGAAAUGUUGUCCUUUGGAAGCCUUCACCAUCUGCUAUCGCGUCCAAUCACCUGGUCCACCAAAUUCUGCUCGAGGCUGGCUUGCCUAAGAACGUUAUCCAGUUUGUGCCAGGAGAUGCUGAAGAAGUGACUAGCACUGUCCUUAACCAUCCUGAAUUUGCUGCGCUGCACUUCACUGGAAGCACUGCUGUGUUCCGGUCACUAUACGGCAAUAUUGCUUCGGGUGUGGCCCAAGGUAAAUACAAGAGCUAUCCGCGCAUCGUGGGCGAGACUGGUGGCAAGAACUUCCACCUUAUUCACAAGAGUGCCGACGUGAGAAAUGCGGCCGUCCAGACAGUUCGAGGCGCCUUUGAAUUCCAAGGGCAAAAAUGCAGCGCCACGUCGCGCGCUUAUAUCGCUUCAUCAAUCGCGGAGGACUUUAACAGACAACUUGUUGAAGAAGUCAAGAAAUUGAAGGUCGGGGACCCGCUUGACUUCUCAAACUUUUGUGGCCCCGUCAUUCAUGAGGCAUCAUUCAACAAGCUUACCAGCGUUAUUGAUGAGGCUAAGAAAGAUCCUGAACUUGAGUUGCUAGUGGGUGGGACAUACGACUCCUCCAAAGGCUGGUUUAUCCAACCAACGGUAUACUUGACGAAGAACCCGAACCACCCUCUGCUCUCGCGCGAACUCUUUGGACCUGUUAUUGUUCUCCAUGUCUACGAUGACGCCUCACCCUCGUCCUUUGCAGACAUCUGCUCUACCAUAGAGAGCACUAGCGAGUACGGACUCACUGGAUCUGUCUUUGCACAGGACCGCUCUGCUAUUCAGUUUGCUGAAGAUGCUCUGCGGAACGCAGCUGGCAAUUUCUACAUCAACUGCAAGAGUACCGGUGCGGUCGUUGGACAACAACCAUUUGGUGGAGCUCGUGCAAGCGGUACAAAUGACAAAGCUGGAAGCGCGAACUUGUUGUCUCGCUUUGUUAGCUUGCGGUCGAUCAAGGAGGAGUUUAUGCCUACCUACCAGGUGGAGUACCCAAGCAACCGGAGUUAG